Staurois parvus is the source of this 292-nucleotide messenger RNA. The record is from the annotation of a GenBank genome assembly. NCBI's taxonomy places the organism in Eukaryota, Metazoa, Chordata, Amphibia, Anura, Ranidae.
AUGGUCAGUCCGCCCCUGGGUGACAGUGUAUCAUGUAAAACCCAAUGUACAGAGAGCAGGCUUGAUGGGGAUGGGUUAUAGCUAUCCAAUCUCCUGUAGGAAGCAGUAUAACACUUGUGCUUCUAAUGAAGAAAAGGAUUUUAUGGCAAGUACAGAAGUCCUGGUCUGUGUCCAGGGGCAGACUGACAACUCAUGGGGCCCCCGGGCAAUAGGGUAACAUGGGGCCCAUGUGUCCUUGCCCAAACUCAAAAAAGCCUAUGAAAAAGGUACCAGGGGCAUCUCAUGGGGCCCC